This is a messenger RNA of Liolophura sinensis, 1014 nucleotides long. RefSeq lists its product as uncharacterized. The record is from RefSeq and is a predicted model, not a curated record. The transcript is spliced from 3 exons. Lineage: Eukaryota; Metazoa; Mollusca; Polyplacophora; Chitonida; Chitonidae.
AUGUGUCUACAAUAUACAAUAAACACAGGAUAUGUGUGUCUACAAUAUACAAUAAACACAGGAUAUGUGUGUCUACAAUACACAAUAAACACAGGAUAUGUGUGGCUACAAUAUACAAUAAACACAGGAUAUGUGUGGCUACAAUAUACAAUAAACACAGGAUAUGUGUGUCUACAAUACACAAUAAAUACAGGGUAUGUGUGUCUACAAUACACAAUAAACACAGGAUAUGUGUGUCUACAAUACACAAUAAACACAGGAUAUGUGUGUCUACAAUAUACAAUAAACACAGGACAUGUGUGUCUACAAUAUACAAUAAACACAGGAUAUGUGUGUCUACAAUAUACAAUAAACACAGGACAUGUGUGUCUACAAUACACAAUAAACACAGGAUAUGUGUGUCUACAAUAUACAAUAAACACAGGACAUGUGUGUCUACAAUAUACAAUAAACACAGGAUAUGUGUGUCUACAAUAUACAAUAAACACAGGAUAUGUGUGUCUACAAUAUACAAUAAACACAGGAUAUGUGUGUCUACAAUAUACAAUAAACACAGGGUAUGUGUGUCUACAAAAUACAAUAAACACAGGAUAUGUGUGUCUACAAUAUACAAUAAACACAGGACAUGUGUGUCUACAAUACACAAUAAACACAGGAUAUGUGUGUCUACAAUAUACAAUAAACACAGGAUAUGUGUGUCUACAAUAUACAAUAAACAUAAGAUAUGUGCGCAUAUAAUAUGAAAUAAACACAAGAUAUGUGUGUCUACAAUACACAAUAAACACAGGAUAUGUGUGUCUACAACAUAAAAUAACAUAGGAUAACGUGUGUCUACAAUAUGAAAUAAACAUAGGAUGUGUGUGUGUACAAUAUACAAUAAACACAGGAUAUGUGUGCUUAAAUUACAAGAUAAACACAAGAUAUGAGCGUCUACAAUAUACAAUAAACACAGGAUAUGUGUGUCUACAACAUACAAUAAACACUGGAUAUGUGUGUGUCUACAGUACACAAUAA